UUUUAAUUAACGACUUUAUACUGCGCAUGCGCAGUAGUUACACAUUUUCUGCACUAAAAAUGGCGGACGCUGGGUUCUUCAGGGGAACGAGUACAGAGCAGGACGCCCGUUUCUUUAACAAGGAAAAGAAACUGCGCAACUCUAUAAAAGUUCCUCCUAUAAUAGACACUAAGAUUGACAUGCACAAAGUUAACAUAGACGUUAUCAAGCCAUGGAUUACAAAAAGGAUAACUGAACUCCUUGGAAUGGAAGAUGACGUCAUCAUUGAUUUCUGUUUUAAUCUGCUUGAGAAAAAUCAGUUUCCAGAUGGUCGGGAGGUCCAGAUGAACCUGAUGGGGUUCCUGUACGGAAGCAAAGCAAGGAUAUUCAUGCAUGAGCUCUGGUGUCAUCUAAUUAGCGCCCAGGAGAGCGUGGGCGGGAUACCAGCUGCAUUUAUUGAAGAGAAGAAACAAGAAAUAUUACAAAAGCAGAAAGAGGAGGAGAGGAUCAACGCUUCAGUGAAACGUCACAUUGAACAAAGUAAAGAUGAACAAAGAGGAGAAGUAGAAGUAAAGAAAGAACCUUCUAGUAGUUCUCUCGUCAAAGGAGACAGACUGUUGGAAGUGACUAAUAGAAGCAAAAGGUCGGCAUCACCAGGCCGUGAAUCAGAGAGGAAGAGAAAUCGCUCAAGAUCACCAGAAAAUACCAGCAGAUCGUAUCGGAAGCAUCGCAGCAGGUCUCCUGGAGGAGGAGAAGGAGGAGACAAUUUUGCUGAAAUUAGACAUCGUUACCAAGAGGAGAGGAACAAGUACUACCGAGAGAAAGAGAAACACGAUCGUCGGAGACACUACAAACAAGACAGGAACGAGAGAGAUAGGAGAGAAGACAGAGAUAGAGAUAGGAGGGAUGAUAGAGAAAGAAGAGAUGACAGAGAAAGGAGAGAUGAUAGAGAAAGAAGAGAUGACAGAGAAAGAAGAGAUGAGAGCAAAUACAAUGAAAGGAGAUACGAAGAAAAGAGGAGAGAGGAGAGGGAGAGAGAUGUGUCACACUCUCCUUCACCAUCAGCCAGUGACUCACCAGAGCGUAUAAAAUCCUUCAUUACAUCUGUCAUUGCUAGCAAAGGCACUAAUGAUGAUGAAGAUGAUGAAGGGAGCAGUUCUUCAGAGAAUAGUGACCAAUCCUCUCCUCGUAACAGUGAAAACGAGAUGAGCUCGGAGUCAGUGCCAGUUCACUCGGACAAAGAGGAUGAGAAAGAGGGAGAGGAAGGAACGAGCUCUUCUGAAUCAGAGAUCAAUGAUGAAGAGAGCCAUGAAGAUGAAGAUGAUGAUGAUGAUGAUAAGAAAUCAGAUUCAACCGAUUCGCCAUCUCCUACACCUGAGAAGAAAUCCCGAGAUAGGUCUCAUGAAAGAACUCGUAAGAGAUCAAUAGAAAGAUCUCGCGUAUCACGUCGAUCGCCUCACAGAUCACCUGUUAGAUCACACCCACGCUCACAUAGAUCACCCGAGAGAUCUUCGAGAUCAAGACGUUUGCCAGAUAGAUCAAGAAGAUCACCAGAGAGGUAUCGGAAAUCACCGGAUAGAUCAUGGAGGGUACCUGAACGAUCAAGACGCUCUCCAGAGAGAUCACAUAGAUCACCAGAAAGAUCACGAAGGUCACCAGAGAGAUCACGAAGGUCACCAGAAAGAUCACGAAGGUCACCAGAGAGGUCACGAAGGUCGCCAGAGAGAUCACGAAGGUCACCAGAAAGGUCACGGGACAGGAGGCACAGGUCACCCGAGAGGAAGAGAGAGAGAUAUGAAUCACCAGUUGGGAAGAAGAGAAAGCACAGGAGAUCAUCUGUCACUGAUAGUGAGGAUGAAGAGUCAUUGGAUAACACAAGAUCUAGUGAUGAUGAUCGUGUGAAACAUCACAAGAAGCAUAAAAAGCACCACCGCAAGCAUUCAAAGAAGCACAAGAAACAUAAAUCACAUCAUGUGACUGCUAGCUCUGAGAGCAGUAGCAGCAAUGAAGAUAAUGACAAAGAAAUGGAGUUGAGGGAAAGAGCACUCCGGUCUUUAAAGAAAAGGAAAGGGCUUUAAAUGGAAUAGAAUUAUGAGUACUCUUCACUUGUCUUUUGUCCUGCCCACACAAACAAUGAACAUAAUACGUUGUUUUAAUUAUAAUAAGUUAAUAAAAAGAGAUAAUCAUUGUUAUUUUGUAUAA
This is a messenger RNA of Amphimedon queenslandica, 2181 nucleotides long. RefSeq names its product serine/arginine repetitive matrix protein 1-like. Gene Ontology annotation, cellular component: spliceosomal complex. The transcript has 11 exons. Gene Ontology annotation, biological process: regulation of mRNA splicing, via spliceosome. Lineage: Eukaryota; Metazoa; Porifera; Demospongiae; Haplosclerida; Niphatidae. Gene Ontology annotation, molecular function: RNA binding. The record is from RefSeq and is a predicted model, not a curated record. The coding region runs from base 27 to 2057 and encodes 676 amino acids.